AUCGUCACAAUAGACGAUAGAGUGGGAAUGCGCCCUUAGGGGCUGAAAUAUGAUCAAGUUGAGGCACUGGUUUUAUAUAUAAGCGACCACAACACAAUAAAUGCACCGUGUAUGAGCAACAUGAAAUUAAUUUUUAGCUGUGGCAGAAUUAAAAUUUUGUCAACUGUCAAAGUUUGACAGCGACAGCGUAUUCGCCAAUCAGUUUCAGAUUCAGAAUAAUUUAGAAAAUAAUUUGUGAUUUCAGUGCUGUUAUAUUUUUAUCAACAGUGCUGCGUAGAUAUCACAAAGGAUGCAGCAGCUAACAGUGUUUAUGGAUAUUGAGAGUUCGCGUUCGUACAUCGACGAGCUGUACUCCUCGAACCCUGAGAAGGUGAUGGAGGCUCUGGUGACACUGAAGAAUUCUGUGAUCGGCAGCAAUCGGCAAAAGAGUUCUGUGAUACAACAGGGAAUAGUACCAAGACUGUUGCAGUUAAUGACUGAUGAUGGGCUGGAUCCAAACAUAAGGCUUGAAGCAACCAUUACGAUCGGAUCCUUAGCAAAAGGCACUCCAGAAAACGUAGCCUCAUUAGUGGAACAUGGUACAACAAUAGUGCUAGUAGAGUUGCUCAAGGUGGUGCCGACGGGGACACGGCUGGCAGAGGCGUGCCUGUGUGCCUUACGGAGCAUCUUCCAACACCCCCCUGCACCUAUUGCUGCGCUACCAGCGGAUAUGAGACUCCUGACCAGGUUGACACAAAUAGCCCGAGAAGGGUCGCCCACAGCGCGCGCCUGCGUAGUCCGUAUUCUGUCGAUCUGGUGCGGCGGGCCGGUAGAGCAGGAGGCGCUGUGCGCGGCCGGCGCCUGCGCAGCCAUCGCCGCGCUGCUGGCCACCCGGGGCUUCUCCGCGCCGCCGCUGGCGAGGGCGCUACCUGCGUUGGACCUGCUCGCCGCUAUGUGCUUCGAGAACGCCAAUGUGUCUCAAGUUGCUCUCAAUACCAGGCACUGUGAGAAAACAAUACCAGAGCUACUUACAACACUCGUAUCGCGAGAUAAACCAUUGCCUGUAGCGAUGGGUGCCGCGCGUUGCCUCACCUUCAUACACAGAGCGGGUGCCUUGGCCUCCGAUGACAACAGAGUUGUUUUCGGAGCGCUGCCUUGCCUGGCCAGGCUUUGUACUAAGGAAAUGCCUGAAGACAUUAGAGCGACAGCAGCCGAAACACUAGCAUACUUAGCAGAGGUGGACACCUCUCUACAAAGGCUAGCUGCAAUAUCCAACCACCUGAUGAGUUCGCUCGCAGAGAUCGUCAACUGUCCGUCCGCGGCCGCCAAACAAGGCGCCUUCAAGUGUUUCGCGUCCCUCGGAGCUAAUGAUGAGGACAUCCGGAAGAGGAUUAUUGAAACACACGGACUCAUGGUGCACGUGGUCAACGGCAUGAACAAUCCCGAACCAUCGGUGAGGUUAGCGGCCGUUCGAUGUCUGCAUUCACUGUCAAGGUCAGUUCAGCAGUUACGGACCACGUUUCAGGACCACACAGUGUGGAGGCCGCUUAUGCAGCUACUGAAUGACUCGCCCGGUACGGAGCUGCUAACCGUGGGGUCUUCUACACUGUGCAAUCUGCUGCUGGAGUUCUCGCCCGCCAAAGAGCCCAUGUUAGACCAAGGUGCCGUAGAAAUGCUAUGUAAUCUAACUAAAAGACCCGAGGCAGCUUUAAGAUUAAAUGGAAUUUGGGCUCUCAUGAACAUGGCCUUUCAGGCGGAACAAAAAGUAAAGCAGCGCAUCCUAUGUUGCCUGGGCACGGAGCAGAUGUUCCGACUGCUGGGCGACGGCGACACGCGGGUCAUCAUGAAGACCCUGGGCUUGCUGCGGAACCUGCUCUCCACGAGGCAGCACAUUGACGCUAUCAUGGCGGAGUACUCCUCACAAGUCAUGCAGGCAGUGAUAGUUGUGCUGGAAGGCUCGUACCCCGCGGAAGUGAAGGAGCAAGCGCUGUGCAUCCUGGGCAACAUCGGCGACGGGGAGAAGGCGAAGGAUCUCAUUAUGGCCAAUGAAGAUGUGUUGAGGAAGCUCGUUGAUUAUCUGGCGCAUCCAGAAAGCAAGCUACAAGAGGCGGCAUUGUUCGUGGCGGGCAACUUGGUGUGGCGCGGCGAGGCGGGCGCGGCCGCGAGGCAGGCGCGCCUCGCCGACCUUGGUGUGCUGCGCGCGCUCAAGCUGCUACGCGCGAGGCACGACGCGCACCACCUGCACGAGAAAGUGAAAACCGCCCUCGCGCAAUUCAGCGACUUCACAUAAGGCGACCUUUGUAUAAAGUCAACACAAGUAAUGAAAACUGACUGCUUUCAUACAUCGCUUGUAAUUUAGUCGGGGACUGUGAGUUAUCGAGUCAUAACAGUUAUCUAAUGAAUAAUUCUACGUAAUGAUGCUAAGUAUUCAAAUGUAUAUAGCUAAGUUCGCUGUUAUCUCAAGUGAGGAAUGUUAUUGAAGUUAUUUAUUUUAGUUUUAUCAUGUUGAUGAUGACAGUCAUUCACUGUUCACACAUUCACUCUUGCUCAUUCUAGUUCUUUAGUUUUUCUUUUUUCUCGUAAUAUACUCAGAACCGCUAAAGCUGCAGGUACAUUACUAAGAUUUGGUGUGUUGCAACCACUGACCUCUGCUAAUACUUGUACGCUGGACCUGCGAUUGCCGACCUGUUUUUGAAUCUACUUGAUUUUCGCGAAUUUGGCGCUAAUAGCAGCAGUGAGCGUCAUGUGAGGAGACUUCUGUCAACAUGAAGACCAUUUGGCACAAAGUGUCAACUUUAAUUCCCGGUGGGACGCUUCAUAUUGGCACAGAAAAAUAACUGUCAUUUUGGCACACCUCUUCCAGCAUACUUGUAUAUGUACAUUUCAGUGGUUGCAACUUAUCUGGUACGACGAUUGACUAAUCAGAGCGCGCCUUGAGCGCAAGCGUAUCAGAACGCCACAACAUACAGGAACAGGUUAUGUGCAACAAGAAGAUCUUUGUUUGGACCGUCCGGGGAUCCAGCUGGGUGCUGGUCCAACCGUUGUAUAAUACGUAAAUUUCCAGAACGCAUCCGCCAUAUUUGCUCUGUAUCAACUGUCAUGUCAAGUACGGUUGACCCUUAGAUUAAGGACUAACGAAACGAAUAAAUUCGCAGAAGAACAAUAUCGACCGACAUAGCUCAAAGGAUUAGCAAGCUGAAGUGGCAAUGGGCAGGUUUGUCGUUGAACCUACGGCCGAUGGGCCAGACCUGUUCUCAAAUGGGAACGCGUACCGGUAAGCGCAUUGUGGGACGACCUCCAGCCCGCUCGACCGAUGACCUGAAGAAGGUAGUGGGGAGCGGGUGGAUGAGAAAGGUGGUAACGCGCUCUUGGAAAGGCCUGUCCAGCAAUGGACGCAUACAGGCCGAUGGAAUGAAUGGAAAAAAGGACUAAAGCCGGACUUUUGACAUAACAGUUGAAACAAAUAUGGCAAGCGCGUUCUCAAAAUGUAUGCACUAUAAUCUAAUCGUUUGUUAACCGUGUAAUUAGAAUGGUUGAUAACGAAUUUAUACUAUAACAACAUAUUUUCACUGUUUCAUGUAGAUCGUAUACACACGCAAAAUUUCUAUGGUUUGUAAAAAUAUAGUAAGAUUUUUGACGGUCGAUUCUUAUCCUUUAAGGGUCAGCGCAAAUCGGCGACGCACAGCGCAGAUCAUUUACUCACUGCCAACCCAUUAUCGACGUCUACAUUGAAAUAAUAUAGAAAAUCGAUUGACACUACAGGCAUAACGAAUAACUAAGUAGGUUUCUGCGGUAGUAGAGCGGAGCGGGAGGGAGUGAUGACGUGACACGAGAGCUCAGACAUUCGUCAAUUUAUGACAACUGUCAUCCCUCCCGCACCGUUCCUCUGCCGCAGGAGCCUACUCAGUUACCCGAGAGUAAAAGGGAUAGUCUGACUAGUUGUGUCAAUUCAUUUUCGAUAUUAUUUCAACGUAAGCAAUGUCGAUAAUGGGUCGGCAGUGAAAAAUGCUCUGUGCUACGCAUCGACAGAUGUGCGUCGGCCCUAACUUGAAACUUCAAAGCACUUUUUAAAGUGACCUUGAGAAUAUUUUGACGUUAGGAAAAUGUAGUUAAACUACUGUAUAGCUUAAUUUUUACGGCAUUUUUGGCUUAUCGACAAUAUAAAAUAAGUAUUGUAAUGAAAUUGAAAAGGUGAGGUACAGGAAUGUAAAGUGAUACGAAAGUGAUGUAGCUUUUGAUAAAUCAUGUAUGAAAUAAAAUAGAUGUAAUAUCUUACAACAUAACGUGAUAACGUGACCCGAAUCCAUGCAAAGUUUCCUAGCUCAUACAAAUACAGAUAAAAUUGACAAGUAUUUUGAGCCCUGGGGCUAGUAUAUUUUUUUUUACGUGUACUUUGAAGCCUGGUAUUCAGUUUGCAAGUAUAACUCACCUCUAAUCUGGAAAAUGGCUGGCUAGAUUGGAUGCGAAAAGUUGAGGAAAAGCUCUUAUGUCCAACAGUGGAUGUAUAUUGGCCGGCGAUGAUGCGUGUUUUAUGUUUCCACCCUUAAUUGUGGGUAUAGAAAUAGAACGUAGUUUUAUGAGUA
Messenger RNA from Maniola jurtina (meadow brown), 4562 nucleotides. RefSeq names its product armadillo repeat-containing protein 8-like. Gene Ontology annotation, cellular component: GID complex. The transcript has 14 exons. Gene Ontology annotation, biological process: proteasome-mediated ubiquitin-dependent protein catabolic process. The coding region runs from base 290 to 2269 and encodes 659 amino acids. The record is from RefSeq and is a predicted model, not a curated record. Lineage: Eukaryota; Metazoa; Arthropoda; Insecta; Lepidoptera; Nymphalidae. Gene Ontology annotation, molecular function: protein binding.